Messenger RNA from Adelges cooleyi (spruce gall adelgid), 2998 nucleotides. RefSeq names its product GTPase-activating protein (gene RasGAP1). The transcript is spliced from 18 exons. NCBI's taxonomy places the organism in Eukaryota, Metazoa, Arthropoda, Insecta, Hemiptera, Adelgidae. Gene Ontology annotation, biological process: regulation of GTPase activity; intracellular signal transduction. The record is from RefSeq and is a predicted model, not a curated record. Bases 166 to 2664 code for a protein of 832 amino acids.
UCUCCGUCUUUCACGCGCGCGCUCACCCGUCCCGUCUCCCGAGCAUUUCGCAUGAAUGGGAACGCUUUUCGGAAGGAAGGACACACACAAACCAUGAAUCAAUUACUUUUUUGAAUGAAACGUCGUUGAUGAAUUGGCGACGGACGUGCACCGGGUUUGCGCGAAAUGACGAUGGCCGAGGGUAAGCCGAACUUUAGGGUCGUCGAGAGGCUCAAGAUUAAAAUCGGUGAUGCCAAAAAUUUAGGCAAAGGGCACUCAUCGCUUAGGGACGGACAUUGUACAAUCACUCUCGAUCAGGAAGAAAUAUUCCGUACAGCGACCAUCGAGAAAGCAAUAAGUCCGUUUUGGGGUGAAGAGUUUGAAUUUGAAAUACCUCGUCGUUUCCGUUACCUGGGUGUAUGUGUUUAUGAGCGGGAUAGACCUUUAGGAAGAGUGACUGUUCGGCGUGACCAAUUGACAUCAUUCAAUGACAAGGAUCACUGGUUUCCUUUACGACCGCUCAACGUUGAAUCUGAAGUUCAGGGAAAAAUUCAUAUUGAAAUUGAAUUUAGUGAAAGCCGGGGCAGUCUUAGAGUACGUUUAAACGAAGCGUGUGAAUUAGCUAUUACGAAUGGAAAUUGUGAUCCAUUCGCUGAUGUAACAGUUAGAUACACAAAUGAUAAAACAGAAAACCAAAGGACCAAAGUCAAGAAAAAGACUAACUCUCCUGUUUUUGAUGAGGCUUUUGCGUUUACUCUUCCUGGAAUGAGUGGAAUGCACAAACAACACAAUAUGUCAAAACAAACCCCUACUGCUGAUUGGGCUGAACUUAUUGUCACGCUCUACCAUGAAGUAUCUAGCAGCAAUACUGUAUUUUUGGGUCAGGUAAUCAUACCGUUGCAAGGAAGAACUGUUAGUGCGUGGUACUUUUUGCAACCACGUAAUCGAAAAACCAGUCUCAGAGAAGACCCGGGUUUUAAUUAUCCUACUGUUGGUUCUUUGCGUUUGAAAAUUCAUUAUACGGCCGAUUAUGUACUUCCAUCUCACAAUUACGAAUGUCUAAAACUCAUGAUAUUGAACAGUCAUUCUGUACAACCAACCACUGCUAGUUUAGUUUAUCUACUGGGUGAAAUCAUCCCGAAUAAAUUAGAUGCAGCUCAACCUCUUGUACGUGUUUUACUCCAUCAUGGGCAAAUAGUUCAGACAAUCAGAUCCCUUGCUAUUUGGGAAAUAUCAAAAGUUACUGAUGCCAAUACUAUUUUCCGUGGUAAUUCGUUGGUAUCAAAAAUGAUGGACGAAUCCAUGCACAUAGCUGGGAUGAGGUAUUUGCAUGAAACUCUCAGACCUCCGUUGGAGAGAUUAUUGUCCGAAAGAAGGCCAUGUGAAAUUGAUCCUGCACGAGUUAAAGACACAGCAGUUAUUAGUCAUAAUUUGGCCAACUUGAAGAUUUAUGUGGAAGAUGUUUUCAAAGCUAUUACUACGUCGGCUCUUAAAUGUCCUACGGUAAUGUGCCAACUCUUCCAUACGCUGAAAGAAGUGGCCAAUAAAUUUUUCCCAGAGAAUAAAGAAAUUAAAUAUUCUGUUGUAUCUGGUUUUAUAUUUUUAAGAUUUUUCGCACCUGCUAUUUUAGGCCCCAGACUCUUUGAUCUCACUAAAGAACAAAUAGAUAGUCAAACGAAUAGGACCCUUACGUUAGUAUCCAAAACAAUACAAAGUUUAGGUAACCUUGUUUGUUCACGAUCAAAUUUUAAAGAAGAAUACAUGUCAUCAAUGUACCAAUCUGUAUACACUGAACAGCAUGUUACAGCAGUCAGACAGUUUUUAGAAAUAAUUUCUGCCUCGGCUGGUCCCGCACAGUAUACUCAGGAUACUCCUGUUACACUUAAAGAAGGCUUUCUAAGGAAAAUUACACAGUGGAUGUUAACCAAAAGAGCUCAAGGCCGUAAAAGAUUUGGUAGGAAAAAUUUUAAACAGCGAUAUUUUAAAUUAACUACUCGAGAUUUAUCAUAUGCCAAACAGAAAGGUAAAGAACCUCUGUGCACAAUUACGCUGUCAGAUAUUUUAGCUGUAGAACGCCUGCAACAAGAGUCAUUUAACAAAAACAAUAUGUUUCAAAUAAUACAACCUGAGAGAGUGUUAUACGUGCAAGCCAAUAAUUGUGUUGAAGAAAAAGAGUGGGUGGAUUUGCUAACGAAAAUGUGUUUUUCAAAUAGCAAACGUCUCACCCUUUAUCACCCAGCUGCAUUUAUAAAUGGCACUUGGCUUUGUUGUAAAUCCAACAAUGAAAGGACCAAAGGGUGUCAAGAAGUUUCAAUGUCUGCUGAUUAUAUCCAAACGAGUAGUGUCGAUGUUGAUAGAGAGCUAUCUAGAUUGCACGCACUUUGUGUAACGCACAUUGAUCGUUUUGAUAAUGUUUUAAAAGCCUGUGAAUGCAAAUCUGUAUAUCCUGGAGAUAAUAGAUUAUGUCAUCCAUUGUUAAUCGAAGACCCAAAAACUACAUUUAAGACUUUAUCUACUCUACGAGAAAUUAUUUAUAAACUAGAACAAGAGCACAGAACAGUUAUAAGAACAAUUAAUAGAGAAACAAAAUUAGGCAGCAAGCAAGCCCCAAUUGGAGAUGACAAUUACCUCCUUCUUGCUGGCCGCAACGACCUAAGUGCACAUCAUCAUCAAAAAGUUUGGUAGCACAGGCUUAAUAGAUCCCGCUCCAUAUGAGUGGGUUACAAUAACAAAUUACAUUUUAUAUAUAUAUUAUAUACAUAUAUAAACCUAGGUUGUACUAAAAAAAAAUCUACAUAACUUUUAUACAAAUUUAAUUCGGAACAUAAUAAUUAUUAAUAUUUUAUUGUUUAGUCUAAUCCUUAAAAACUUAUAAAAUGACAAUUUUAAAAUUUUACAAAAAAAAAUUAACCAGUAGGUAUAGUGUUGUUAAUGACAUAGUUUUAAACAUGCUUCUCUUUAACAUAAAAACCUUGUGCCAACAGUAAUUAACACCCUUGUGUUCAUAUAAUAGUAUUCA